ACAAAAUCUAGUAAAAUUCUCGCUUUUCGGAUAUAAAAAAACAGUAAAGGAUAGCCUUAUACAAUGUCUGUUGAAGGUCAAGAUGAGGCUACUAGUGAACAAACUAAUGAUGCAGCUGGUGACAUAAAAGUAGAGUCUCCAACUGGUGGAGAGCCUUCACAAGAAGAGGCUAAAGUUCCAGACAUUGCGAUUGGAGAAGAUGGUGUUGAUGCUGUCAGUGUCAACGAGACUGGUGAUGCUGAUGCCAAGUCCACCACAGGCAGUGAGAAAGGGAGUGUAGUAGAAGGCAGUGAGAAAGGGGAGGUAGAUGCACAGCUCGAAGAAGAUGUUGAAGCCCUCAAAGAUGAACUUGCCAAGAUUGUGGUAGAACAUCCUAAAACUGAAAUUGAACCAGCUGAAAUAUUUGAUGAAAGUGAAUUUCCCAGUUCAUACAAAGCAAAUGGUCGGAAAGAAAAGCUGGUCCUUGGCUAUGCUGAUAACUUCAGGAGACAAUAUGUUCACUUGUAUCGUGAUAGGAAACCAUUGUUUUUGAACCCAACAAAUGAGUGUGGUGUAGAGAAAUUUGUGUGCACCACUAUCCGAGUAACAAAACUGCCAUUUCCAGAGGUAUAUGACUGGGAUGGAGCUGCAGAGUUUGUGGCAGAUUAUUUGAAUUUCAUUCCUUUAGAUCCUGCAACAGACCUGCCAAAGAGGCUUUAUGCCCCAACCACAAUUUUAAAAAGACAAAAAGGCAACUCCUUUGACUACAGUACAUUGUUGUGUUCCUUGCUACUCGGUGUUGGUUAUGAUGCCUAUGUGGUCAGUGGCUACGCAACCAGGGAGAUGUGUCUCAUGGAUGAGACAAGGGAGAUAUGUCCACUUCUCAAGAAGAAAGAAGAGGUGAAAGUUGAAGAGCAACAAAAAGAGCCAAAGAAAUACACUGUGAAACCUCCAAAAGAUCUAAGGAGUAAAUAUGAGAUCAAGAUGGAUCAGAGAGAGAUCGAUAGAGAGAAAAACGAUAAGUUAAGACAGAGGAGAGAGGAGGAACAAAGACAAGCAGAAUUGGAAAAGCCACCACCAGACCCUCUCCAUGGCUUGAGAGUUCACUCCUGGGUUAUGAUUCUGCCCGGCAAGAGGGAGGUACCGGAGGGCUUCUACAUCGAGCCUUUUACUGGCAUCGCCCAUCCUCUGGACAGCAGCAACUAUCUUGGUAUAGAAAGCGUGUGGAACCAUCAGAACUACUGGGUUAACAUGCAGGACUGCUCAGAGGGAGUUAAGAAUUUGAAAUAUGACCUAGGUGAUUGCACGUUAUGGGAGUUCAUGUUCCCUGGCAAUGACAAGCCGAUCCUGCAGAUUCCUGAUGCCAUGGAGGAUGAAUAUGAUUAUGAUGACGAUGAGCAAGAAGAGGAGGAGGUCGAGAAACACUUAGACAUGCCACCAUCUUGGAUCUUGCCCAUCGAAAUCUCACCAAGAGAUUUUCAGAUGCGAUGCCCUCAGGGAAAGAAAACCAAGCUGUAUAAGCGAGCUAAGUUGGAGAAGUUUGCUCCGUAUCUGGUUAGGGAUGGCAUCGUCUGCCGGCUCUCUAUUUAUGAUGACAAAGAAUUGACUGACUGCAUCAUGGUGAAGGAGUUUUACAAAAAUCGAGCCGACAAGCUUGAGCAGAGGAUUCACAAUCACAGGACGGGCUGGAUCACAGAAUAUUAUUCUCCAGGGAGGCAGCGAAACCUAAAAGAACACACUUACAAGGCCAAUUCACCGGGGCCUGAAAAUGACCGCACGAUGAUCUUCUAUAACGAGGCUCGAGUGGAUGGUUUGGUGAAGAGGGAAGAGACACCAGUCUCUAUGACAGAACAUUUCGUCAACAGAGCAGACUUUCUGUACUACAGAACCGUGGAGUUUGGCAAACGAGCGAAGAAAUUUGGACCGGCUGAUGUGAUCACAUCACGACCAAUUUUUAAAAUCGUUGAGAAAUUCAACCGUAAUCAGAAGAAGCCUGCCGGUGAAGAUGUCGAGGAGCGGGUAUUCCACAUCUCAGAGGAAAAGAUCCAGCUGACAUAUCACACGGAAGAUCCUCGGGUCUCGUCAUCAAUCCGGGAAUUCAUCAAACCACAUAACGCAGAUGAGAAGGGUGCCACCCUGAUCAUGUCAUCAGACAUGCAUGUCACGUUCCAAGUGGACCCAACGUCAAAGCAGAAGAAGAAUGUGGAGCUGUAUCAGAUGAUGCUGGCACUCCUCGAGGCUGAGGAACAGAGUAGGACAACUGUCAGGCAGUCAGAGGAAGAGGUGUGUGAGAUCUUGAAUGAACGGACAAAGGAAGAGGCGAUUUCCGAGCUUGACAUCUCAGUUUAUGACACCGAAAGGAAUGAAAAAGCCAAGAAACACAGGAAAGAACUGGAGAAGCAGUUGGCCGAAGAAAAGAAGCGUAAACAAGAGAUGGAGAUUGACUACCUCGCCCCGUUCUUAGCUCAGAUCGGCGAUCCGGAGAAGAUCUUGCGGGCGCAAGCAUUUAGACUGAAAGAAGACUGCUUAGCCGACCUCAAGCAGCGACUAAUUGACAAGGCUAACCUCAUACAAGCAAGAUUCGAAAAGGAGACGCAAGAUCUACAGAAGCGCCAGCAGUGGUACCAGCAGCAUCAGGUCUCCAUGCAGAAAGACGAUGAGGAUGAGUACCUCAAUUACUGCAGUGAAGCCAUGUUCAGGAUCCACAUACUCGAGCUUAGGCUCAACAGACACAAGGAGAUGGCUCCCCACAAAUACAUGCAGUUGGAACAGAAGCUCAGGAAUGAUUCGCGGCUGGCAGAGUACUUCUAAACAUUCUGGGAAAAGGAUACAAACACUUUCACUUUAUAGCUCCGUGGAAAACAUCGCAUGAAACAGACCAUGGGCAAGACAUUAGAGAUUCUGGACUUUUAAUUAUUUGCUUAUAUUUCCGAUGGGAUGUUUCGAAACUCUGAAAUAUAUAUUCUUGGUCUUUUACUGGUGAUAAUGAAACCUGAGCGAGAAGUUUUGCAUUGACGACAACUGAUACAAUGUCAGGUGAAGUCAUGUAAAUACUCAUGUAUGUCAAAGUGUAUUUUGAUGUCCACUUUGAGGAUAAUUAAAAGUUGACAUUAAAAGUUGAGCCCAAGGAUAAUCAUGUCUGCAUCCUGAAGUACAGGCUUGUAAACAUCUACAUGUACAUUUAUUUGCAAGUUAACUUCUUUGCCGUCCGUCUGACUGUUGAACUUCGUCCCUCAGCAUUCAGUUCACUUAUCAUACAUUUUUGAUUUAGCUAUCCGUCCAAUGAUUUUUCGUGAUUUCGAUCAAGUCCCAAUGAAAUUUUGGUGGUUUACUGUGUUGAUCUUGCCCAAAUUGAAGAUGUAAGAUAACAAAAUAUUCAUGUACAUAGUACCUUCCGCCCUUUUGUACAUAUAUAUUUUUGUUGGAAUAAAAUCAUAUUUGAAAA
Lineus longissimus is the source of this 3424-nucleotide messenger RNA. Its product is annotated as dynein regulatory complex subunit 7-like. The transcript has 14 exons. The record is from RefSeq and is a predicted model, not a curated record. Lineage: Eukaryota; Metazoa; Nemertea; Pilidiophora; Heteronemertea; Lineidae. Bases 64 to 2790 code for a protein of 908 amino acids. Gene Ontology annotation, biological process: flagellated sperm motility. Gene Ontology annotation, cellular component: motile cilium.